Molecule: messenger RNA, 1089 nt
Organism: Penicillium malachiteum
Lineage: Eukaryota; Fungi; Ascomycota; Eurotiomycetes; Eurotiales; Aspergillaceae
Exons: 3
Source: RefSeq, a predicted model, not a curated record
UCUACUACGAUAAUGCGCCUUUUUAAUCGGUUUUACGCCCUUUGCGCCAUUGCGGCGUGUACGAUUCUUUACUCGGCGUGGUUUUUGACGUCUCACAAUUAUGGCGAUAUCGUUCCGCUUAGGUCGGGACAGUUUCAGACAGCGGAGCAGUUUGAUCAGCGAUUAGUGGUCUUUGGUGAUUCAUGGAGUGAUAAUGAGACAGAGGAGUCACAGGGGAAGGUCUGGACUGAUUGGCUUUGCGAUAUGUUCUCGUGUCACCAGGAGAACCUCGCCGAAACCGCCAAGUCCGUACUCAGGGGCAAGUAUGCAGGAUCAGUUGUCGACAACGCAGAGCUGGAUAUGUUAGGCCGUUUGUCUCAGACAAGGCUCGGAGACUUCAAGACACAGCUUCAACACUGGCUUGAUGCGGAGAUGAAACUGGUUCAAGGCUUCUCCGAGGAGCAGAUCAAGUCUCGACAGGAGCGGUCGAUCUUCGUUGUCUCGUUCGGUGUCUGGGACAUUUGGAGUUUGGUUUCAAAGGAUUACAACGCUGCUCUUGCAUCGAUUGAUCACCGGGUCGAGAUCAUUAUGGAUCAGUUGAACAAGCUCUCCGAGACCUUGGGCUAUGAUAAGCUCAAGAUUAUCCUGACUCAGUCUGUCGACGUGACUUUCUUGCCUGCUUUCUCAUCUGCUUUCACGAGCCAGGGUGACGAGUACAAAAAUGCGGUCAAGCUGAUCUCGCACUGGAACAACAAGCUGCGGGAGACCGCGCAGUCAUGGGAAAAGGGAUCGAUCUACCUGUUUGAUACAAAUGCCUUCCUAUUGGAUCGUAUUCGGGACUGGCAGUACUAUGCAGCGGGUAUCAAGGCCGAAAGUGGAUUGGGCACGAAUGAGGAUCCUGGAUGGGAGAAUGUCGCUGAUGCCUGCGUCGAAUCAGAGGGAGCGAUUAAGGUCAUGAUGUCAAAGGAUAAGCAUCAGGCGUGUGAGAACCCGGACAAGUAUCUGUUCUGGAACGAAAUGAGUCUGGGUCCAUCUGCGCACCGAUUGAUGGCGACGGAGAUUUAUCAAGGUAUUGAUGGAGUUUUGUUAAAUGCUAAGGAGUCAACCUAG